Molecule: messenger RNA, 1213 nt
Organism: Erigeron canadensis
Lineage: Eukaryota; Viridiplantae; Streptophyta; Magnoliopsida; Asterales; Asteraceae
Product: cytochrome b561 and DOMON domain-containing protein At5g35735-like
Exons: 3
Coding region: 1-1122 (373 amino acids)
Source: RefSeq, a predicted model, not a curated record
AUGGGUUGUAAAAUCUUAAAUUUGCUGCUUUUGAUAUUCAUAUCAAAUAUUGCAGUUUCUUAUGCUGAAAGAUGUAGAACAUAUACUUUUUCAAGUAACACAACAUACGCAUCAUGUGUUUCUUUACCUGUUUUAAACUCCCACCUUCACUGGAACUAUUACAACACUAAUGGAACCGUGGACGUGGCUUUUCGCCACACGGGCUCCACCAUGUAUCAAUGGGUUGCUUGGGCACUUAACAUUCGUGGGUCGGGCAUGAUUAAUGCUCAAGCCCUUGUUGCUUUACCAACCCCAAAUGGGUCAAUUGAAGCUUAUACUUCAUCCGUAGAAGGGAAUGCAACAACUUUGCAACGAAGUGCGUUGAGCUUUGAUGUUCCGGCGAUCAGGGCUGAGAGAGUUGGUGGUGAUGUGAUUAUUUAUGCUACUUUGGUUUUGCCUAAUGGGUCAACUAACUUUAACCAAGUUUGGCAAGUGGGUCCGGUUACUAAUGGUGUCCCCGCUACUCAUGCUUUGGACACGGCUAGCCGGAGUUCUAUUGGAAUGGUUGACUUUUCAACCAGCCAGACUGGUGCUGGUGGUAGCGUUGACGGCUCACGACAACGCCUGAAAAAUACUCACGGAGUAUUGUGUGCGAUUAGUUGGGGAAUAUUAAUGCCAAUCGGAGUUGUAACUGCUAGAUAUAUGAUGAAAAAGAAAAAAAGACCUUGGUUUUUUGCAGAUGAUAAAGUAGAAAAAAAGUUUGGGUUUUACUUCCAUGUUACAAUACAAACAAUCGCCUAUGUUCUUGGAGUUGCUGGAUGGGCCACUGGCCUCAAGCUUGGUGGUGCCUCGGCUGGAUCCACACACAAAGUUCACAGAAAUAUUGGAAUCACCAUGUUUGUGUUUGGAACACUUCAGGUUCUUGCUCUGAAAAUGAGGCCUAAAGAAACGAGCGAAUUCAGAACUUGUUGGAAAUUCUGUCACCGGCUUUUUGGAUGUUUGGUAAUCAUAUUGAGCUUCAACGUCUUCAUAGGACUUGAUAUCUUGGACCCUAUUAAGAAGUGGAAGUCGGCAUACAUCGGCACAGUUAGCACGAUGGCGGCUAUUACGAGUAUAUUAGAAAUAGCGACAUGGUUAAUGUAGCUAAUGUGUGAUCUGGUCUUCCAUUGUAGAUGGGGGAGAAGGAAGGUAUCUGUUUUCUUAGAUGUCAUAUAUGGUUGGAUAUAUUAUUGUU